Hippoglossus stenolepis (Pacific halibut) is the source of this 1351-nucleotide messenger RNA. Its product is annotated as enkurin. Bases 223 to 990 code for a protein of 255 amino acids. Gene Ontology annotation, cellular component: acrosomal vesicle. Gene Ontology annotation, molecular function: calmodulin binding. The transcript has 5 exons. Lineage: Eukaryota; Metazoa; Chordata; Actinopteri; Pleuronectiformes; Pleuronectidae. The record is from RefSeq and is a predicted model, not a curated record.
AGCCGGCAGCAUGUUGUCAAACAUACUGACCAGAGGAUUUUACUCCCGUGGGCUCCGUGUGGUGUUCAGUUAUUAUCUCAACUAAAUUACAUUACAUACAUUUUCAGCUCUACUCAACAAAGCAUUUUAGCAACUCACCAUUAACACCAUAUUUUUAUUUCAUAGUUAACAGCAGGAAAGCUUUUUUAAUAUUAACCCUUCCCGUGCUCGAAGUCAUUCAACAUGUCUGAAGUUGUGUAUCCACCAGAGAGUGUCUACAACAGUUUACCGAAGACAGAGGUUCGAACUCAAAAACCACAGAGGUAUAUGUCCAAGUUUAGACCGACAGUUAUUCUUGAGGAAAAGGCAAACAAGGAAACAAUGAGAACAAUGGGACCAGCAAAAGUAGAGGUGGCAUCACCGGACCAGUACACCAAGAAGCAUUUCAAAGAGCCCAAACUGGCCAAAAAGACACAUCCCUCAAAAGAGUUUUGUCAUAGCUGUACUGUGAAGAAACCACCUGUUCCUGCAAGGACAGACAAUCCACCUAUGGGCAUUCACACAAAAAGAGACUUUAUAAAGACAACUACUUUGAUUCCAAUGAAACCACAGCCAACCUGUGUGGACAGCAAGGGACACAAGCAGCUCCUCGAAAAUUCAGGACUCGUCCCGAAGUACUUAAAGAAAAAGGAUUAUGGAGAAGUACCUGAGUACCUUAUCCAGCGCAAUGAAGAAAAGCAGAGGGCUCAGGAGGAUUAUGAAAACUUUGUGAAAGAGCAGAAGGAGCAGGGGGCCAUAAAACUCAUGUCUGACAUGGAGCGACAAGCUCUCCUGGAGGACCUGAAGAAGAACUGGGAUAAGCUGCACCACGAAUAUCAGGGCCUCUCUCUCGUCACCGACACCCUGUCAAAGAAAGCCCACAAGGAGCAGCUCGAAGCGGCGAUGAAGCAGUUGGAGGACGACAUUGAUCUCUUCCAGAAGUUCAAAACCAUCUACAUACCCAAUCACUAGGACUUAAGAUCAAAUUCUCUGACUUGAUCUGAUUUAUUUUGUUUUAUUUCUUCAUCUCCCCCAUUGUUUAGAUAUCACAUGGGCUUGAGAAGAUAUGUUAUGAAGUUAUGAAUGACCUGUAAGUCUAAAGAAAAGUUAGAAAAAUAAAUGUUCAAAUUAGACAGAUUGUCUGAUUUGUAUUAAUUAAUUAAAUAUUUUGACUUAUCUACUGGAUCAUAAAAAUCCAAACCAAAAUGUAAUUGCAAUCCGGCCACAAGUAAAAAAAUCUGACUAUGGAGUAUUUCCAAGCAAUUUUCAACAAAUAUUUCUGAAUUUUUAAGGGAAGCGGUAAAUUUAGAGAAUGUAAUAUUCAAAUGUGAGA